Messenger RNA from Plasmodium inui San Antonio 1, 222 nucleotides. RefSeq lists its product as hypothetical. The transcript has a single exon. The record is from RefSeq and is a predicted model, not a curated record. NCBI's taxonomy places the organism in Eukaryota, Apicomplexa, Aconoidasida, Haemosporida, Plasmodiidae. The coding region runs from base 1 to 222 and encodes 73 amino acids.
AUGAGGAAGCCAGAUAUAAUCAACGUCAGAAGCUACAAAGGACGCCUAAGGGAGGGGAGGAUGAAACCAUGGGCAGAACCUUCGAGUAUGAGUCUGAAGCAACUGUCGGCCGAGAAGAAUAGUGAGAAGGUGCAAAAAGGAGAGGAAAAGUCAAGAACAAGUACAGAUGCUACCGUCAGAAGCAAGGGAGGAUCAGCUGGCGAGGACGAAGGAAGGAAAUAG